Aspergillus caelatus is the source of this 1894-nucleotide messenger RNA. RefSeq lists its product as uncharacterized. Bases 530 to 1648 code for a protein of 372 amino acids. Lineage: Eukaryota; Fungi; Ascomycota; Eurotiomycetes; Eurotiales; Aspergillaceae. The record is from RefSeq and is a predicted model, not a curated record. The transcript is spliced from 3 exons.
CCCCCAUGCCUCCCGGGUUGGAGAGAUUCCCGACACAGCAGAGGUGGAAGGAAGCGCUUCACGCGAAACGUCCUUAGUCAUUUUACAUACGCCUUCGCAGCCUCCUUUACUUCCCCUCCUUUCUCUUCGUUCGUUUCAGGGUACUGUGUGGUAUCGAAGUAUCUUAUCACAAAUAACCGGUGUCUUACUGAGGUCUGUAAGAUAAGUGAUCUGACAUUAUGCGGUACCUACGAGGGCGCCUCGAUCAGCUCAUGUCGUGUACCGUCAAUUACUUCCAAGCCCGACCCAGAUAGCAUGUUAGCAAAUGAUGGCCGUGCAUCAGGAGUUGUGAGAGGUUGGUACGUUACGGUGAGUAAAUAGUUGCUAACAAUAGAUCAAUGAUGAACUGGCAUGCACACCUUGCAUCUUACCCCACUUCACUUAACCCCACUUCAGCCUCGUCCAAGAUGUCCAGCAUUAUUCCUGCUUUCUCUUAUUCCAUUUUUUUUUUUCGUGAGGUAAGCCCAAAUAACUAAAAAACAUUGAAAACAUGGACGAUAUAAUCUACACACUAGAUCCGGAAGGUGAUGUUAUCCUGGUUCUGCACAAUGUUCCUGAGAAUCUGCCAGGGAGCAUGUGGGAUAUCGAUGCUUCUACACUUACUGGAUUUUCGGACCUUUCUAUGCACUCUGAAGUAGUAUCUGAACCGCCACCAGAUAUUGGGAACAUGGAAGAAGAGAGCGAGAUCGUCGAAGUCGACCAUACUGAUGAUAUAGACAAACCUGCCGAGUCAUCCCGGAACCACGAACAUGUCGAGCAACAUCUUCAGAUUCGCGCAUCCUCUAAGCACCUCACGCUUGCUUGUCCACAGUUCAAACGUACACUACAACAUGGGUUUCAAGAAGGAAAUGAGUUAAAGUCUAAGGGCUAUCUGACAAUACCCGUGCAAGAUUGGCCGGCUCUACCUUUUCUGAUCUUGAUAAUGAUAAUUCACGGCCGAACACGGACAGUGCCUCGAGAAGUAUCUCUAGAAAGGCUUGCAGAGAUAGCUCUAUUAGUCGAUUACUACGAAUGCUAUGAAGCAGUUGAAGUGUUUUCAGAAAUGUGGAUUAAUGCCCUAGCCGAGAUACCCUUCGCAUCGGUAUCCGAUGCAGAGAAAUGGUUGUUCGUAUCCUGGGUUUUCCAACAAAAUACGAUUUUCGAAACCUCUUCGAAAUACCUACAGCUCAGAUACAGAACCAAUUUGGCAACCAUCCAAUUCCCAUUCCCCUCUAGUGUACGAGAUGCGAUCAAUAUGGCAAGAGAGAAUGCAAUUGAAAUGGUUAUUGAGUGUAUGCAUGACCAGUUGUCGAGGCUACAGAGCAGCACAAUCCAAUGUUCUUACGAAUGUGAUUGCAUGCUACUUGGGGCAUUAACGAAACAGAUGUGUCAAAUGGAGGUACUCUCCCCAAGACCAAUAUCAGACUUUCCAGGGAUGUCUUUUACUGGAUUGGUCAACGAAUGCCGCAAAAUGGAGUAUCCUCAGUGGUACAGCCAAAAGGGCAAGAGAGCUCAUAGUUGCGGCUUAUCGUCAAGUUUGACUACCCAGCUAGAAAGUCUGGAACACUUGUUGACUGGUCUGGAUAUUUCAUCAUUUGUCCAGCUUCGAAGACCUGGAGACCUCAAGUAAUCAGUUACUUCUCAUAUUUUUGCUACUUUCAGUUUACCAGAAUAUCUUCGUGGAAGAGAACAAACUUCCAUAUUUGAAAGGCUUGGGAUCGGAUCCGGGAUCAAGUCAAUGACAUUGUUCUGGGUGGGCCAUUGUUUUACUUUUGGAAUAAGUAGUUUAAGCUUGAUCGGUUUAGCUUAAUGAAGGAUUUAAAGCACUGUCAAGCCCAUAGGACAAUGGAUUGGUGCUUUUAUAACCACAGCAGUA